UCAAAGUUUCCGGGAAAGAAAGCAAAGUAAACAGGUUGAAGAUGGACAUGGAUCAAACGUGGCACAAAACAUGCCGCAUUCCAAGCCCAAAGCCAUUUUAGAACGUUCGCGAAUUUAUCUUAAAAAUAUCUGGUUAUUUAUUUAAUUAAUAGAGAAGCGUUUGAUGCGUUUGCCAGCAAACAAAAGGAAACUCCAUCGAAUUUGCAAAAGAAAAUAUUUUAUCCCAUAAUUUGAUGGGAUAUCCUGACAAUCCUAAAAUUAUGAUAUCUGCAAUAGUUCUGUAUCUGCUUCUUCUGUCACAUCAAACAGGGUCAGAGGAGCAGGUGCAGCGCUAUAUUAUUAGAGAGAAGGGUGAGAAUGCUGUACUACAGUGUCUUGACCAGCCAGUUAAUGAAUCUUCACUUCUUUAUCGUUGGAAGAAAGAUGGGAUUGUUGUUGCAGCGACAGAGCAUCUUUCCAUUUUAAACAAUGGCUCUCUUUUGAUCAGUGGCCUUCAGUCUACAGAUGUAGGCCAGUAUGAAUGCGAAUCCCAAACAAAGAAUGGCAUCUUAUGGCAAACUAUCUCAAACAUCCUGCUCAGAGUGUCUGAGGGUCCAACUAGCAUCUCACUGGCCAUAAAACCAGCAACUCUCUUACCGAAUGGAACAUUAUAUGUUCAAAAAGAUUUAGAUGUGUAUUUUAACUGCUCUAGUGAGUGUUUUCCCUCACAAAACUUGACAUGGACUGUUGAAAAUUUGGCGCUGGACAUUAAUGACAAGGCAUCUGGGAACAAAUCAUUCCUUGACUUCUUCAUAAGUAAAAUCCAACCAAGCCAUCAAGGGAUUUACACCUGUACAUCCCAGAAUACACUCUCCAAGACAACUGUGAACAAGAGCCAGGAGCUGUUAGUUUACUAUGCUCCAGAGAGGCAUCCGGAGUGCAGUUGGGUGAUACUAAAUGAGCCAUACGAUGUCUUGUUCAAAUGUAAAUGGAAUGGAGGUUACCCUGUGCCCACUCUGAACUGGCAGGAGGUCCGUGAAGAAAAUGUUAUAGCCAAGGGUCCCACGAUCAACUCCACGUCUCAGGAGACCGAGUGUUUGGAGGUCUAUGUGAAUAGCACUAUGAUGCACAAUGUAAAGGAAGUGAAGUGUAUCGGACAUCACGUGACUGGUGUGGAGAAAAACUGCUCCUUUGAGCUCAAGAGGCCAUAUCCAUUAGGAGAUCCCUUGGUGACCGCUCUGGAGGGCAGUAAUAUCACCCUCAAAUGUACUGAGACCGACUCUCUGCCACCAGCUAAGACUGUCUGGAAACAAAAGGACAACAUAAUCAUCAACACCACCUCCAAAUAUAUUGUGGAAGAUAAAAACCCCCAUUACAAACUCAUUAUAAUCAAUGUAACAAAGGAAGAUGAAGGGGCCUACUACUGCUACAGUGAAAACCUUCUUGAUGCAAGAGCACUGGAAGUGUUUCUAACUGUGAAGACCUCUGCAGGUAAUGGAGGGGUCGUAGUUGGUGUCUUUGUGUCCAUUUUGAUAAUGAUGAUUGGAGUCACUGUUGGUGUGAUGGUAUAUUCAAAGCGGGACAGAAUUUGUAUUGGUUUAGGAUUUAGUCAUUUAGACAAUGACAGAUGGGACGUACUGAGUUUGGUGGACUCAGAUGAAGAGGAAAUUGUCCAUGAAACUGUUCCACAACUCCCUCCGCCGACAAACGGCCAUGCAACCACACUCGUAGAGAUUCACAGAAUACCAUCUGUUAACAGUGAUCAUGAAGAUAAUGCAGACAGUACCGAUCACCAAACACAAACAGAACCAGUACAACAGUCAGCAGACAGUUAGUUAACACUUUAAAUGUACAGAAAAUUAAUUAUUUGGGUCAGCUCUGCUAAUAUAUGUGUUUGUUUGUUUUUUGUGUAAUAUUAUCCUUUUAUAUAAUUUCAAGUGUAAAGAUCUUAAACUUAUUUUAGAGAGGCCCCGUUUUUAUUUUCAGUAUUAGUUUUUAAUAUACUGGGCUGGCCUCACAUCUUUCAAUUCAAACUUUUACUACUCCAUACUGUGUUAUGAAAUGUUAUUGUUACUUGUUUGAAUAAUACUUUCUGUAAAAAUGUAUGGUUGAAUCUCAACAAAAUAUGUCUGGGUCUUGGCAAAACAAUAAUAAUAUCUUAAGGGAAGCCUA
This is a messenger RNA of Carassius gibelio (silver crucian carp), 2151 nucleotides long. Its product is annotated as V-set and immunoglobulin domain-containing protein 10. The record is from RefSeq and is a predicted model, not a curated record. Gene Ontology annotation, cellular component: cell-cell junction. The transcript is spliced from 9 exons. Gene Ontology annotation, biological process: cell-cell adhesion. Bases 234 to 1814 code for a protein of 526 amino acids. Gene Ontology annotation, molecular function: cell adhesion molecule binding. NCBI's taxonomy places the organism in Eukaryota, Metazoa, Chordata, Actinopteri, Cypriniformes, Cyprinidae.